ACCGUUUUCGACCGAGAACUGGGUGUACAUUUUUAUCGUUUUCUUGUGACAGGACGAUUUGACUGGGCGUAGGACGUACGCGGUUCCACCCCAUGCGUUCAACGAUCGAUAUCCUGCUGAUUUUUGCAAGAGCAUUUCAACUGCAAGGUCGGAAUACCCGAUGUCUGAGUCAGCGAUUGCUUGAAAAGAGGUGAACACGGACUGAAAGUGAUGGUUACAAAGUGAACAUAAUUAGUGUAUAGUUUUCGGAUGAGUUAAAGCAAGGAAAAAGGAACUAAAACGUGCCAACAAUCUCACGCCAAAGAACGGUGCCAACGAGUAUACUUUACGGGUUUGCAAAAUGGGUUUAAACGGUAGUGAAGCUCGCAAGGAUUCCAUUACAUCAUCUACAUCCUCGUCUCAUUUGGAUUUGGAGCUACUUCAGCCACUGUUUGUAAAGUUCGAACCGGAUCUAACAAUCGAUUCGUAUGAGGAAGCGCAAGGUUCCGGACGCGGUGAUAACUAUACCGCCGCCCUGUUCCGCAUUGCACUAAAAGGUCAUACACUGCCGGCCGGCGGUUCAAAGAAGUUGAAAUGGGAGAAAAGCAUUAUCUGCAAGCGUUUGCCGGAUUGUAAGAUUAAGCGCGAGGCGUUCAAAAGCGAGGCCUUGUUCCGCAAUGAGGUCGUGUUCUACAACACCAUCAUGCCGGAGUAUGGCGAGUUUCAGACACGCCAGUUACGAACCAUGGACCAGCGGGAACAGGAGCAGGCUAGCUUUCGGGCCGUUCCACAGUGCUAUCUGGCGCGCGAUGAUUUGCUCGUGCUGGAAGAUCUGCGCGUUCGAUCGUUUACCAUGCCCGAUCGGCAAGCCGGACUGGGACCAGAGCAGCUCAAGGCCGUACUGGUGGAGCUGGCUCGAUUCCAUGCCGUCAGCCUAGCUUAUAAGCAGCAGCAUCCAGCGGAAUUCAAGCGCCUCGCUAACAUGAUAUCGGAGGGAAUCUUCUCACAGGCCAAUGCCGAAUGGUACCGUAAGUACUACGAUGUACUUACGCGUAAUGCCGUGGCCAUGGUACGGCAGGCUGUCCCAGAGAAGACGGACCAUCUGGCCAAGCUGGAGUCCUUUCUCAGCAACUGCUUUGGCAAUCUGGUGGAGCUGGUAAGUCGCGAAAGUGAACUGUCCGUCAUCUGCCACGGUGAUUGCUGGACCAACAACGUGCUGUUUCGAUUCGCGCCCGAUGGUUCGAUUGCAGAGACUUGCCUGGUAGACUUCCAGCUGAUUCGGUAUGGUUCGUUGGCACUGGAUCUCGCGUACCUUAUCUACUGCUGUACCGAUGGGUCGCUGCGGAAGGAUCACCUGCAGAACUGGCUCCAAACGUACCAUCGGCAGCUGGUCAAGUCUCUGAGGCUGCUCGGUUCGUUCGAUGUCCUUUUCCGCUCCGAGCAGCAGUUGCGCGAGUUAAUCGAUGAAGAGUUUCGGGUUUGCGCUCGGUUUGGAUUGGGCACUGCGAUGGAUAUGCUGCCGAUCAGCUGCUGCUCCUCGGACGAAGCUCCCGAUCUGUAUGCUAGCGACAGCGACACGGCUGCAUCACCACCGGAACUGAACGUACCACCGAACGAGCAGUGCCAGAGGAAGAUGACCGAGUUGGUGUUGGAGCUGAUCGAUGGUGGAAUGCUGUGAGCGAUUUCAUCCGUGACCGACCAGUGGGCUGCUUAAUACGAUGACCAGUGACAGUAUUUAACAGGGUUAGGAUAUUAGGAUUUGCUAGUACAAUUCGAAACAGAACAAAGAGCGAGCUAUACUCCGUCGUACCAUGUAAUCUCUUCGAUGACAAUAAAAACCAUAAUAUUGCUGCAAUUGGAGACUUUUAGCAACGACGAACUGGCGCUACCAGAUCGUGGAAACUAGGAGAUGACUGCUUCGGGAUCCACUGGGUGUUUUAUUAACAGCCUCCUCUGUUGAAAAUUAUGUAUGAGUAGCAUCCAUGUCUUUCAGUGGAUAGAAGA
Molecule: messenger RNA, 1983 nt
Organism: Anopheles darlingi
Lineage: Eukaryota; Metazoa; Arthropoda; Insecta; Diptera; Culicidae
Exons: 3
Coding region: 341-1657 (438 amino acids)
Source: RefSeq, a predicted model, not a curated record